AUGUUAUGUCUGUUAGAGCUGAAGAAAAAAAUCAUCGAAAAAGUUAAUGAAUAUAUUACUCGUCAAGGUCGUCUUGAUGUUUUUGUUAAUGUAGCUGAUAUACUACGUACAGGUUCCACAGUAGAUAUUCCAGUAAAAGAAUUUCGUUCAAUUCUCGAUACAAAUAUGAUUGGUACAUUUUUAAUAUGUUGUGCUUGUCUUCCUCAUUCGGUCAUUACAAAAGGUAAUAUUAUAAAUACAACUUCAGCAGCCGCUUUACAUGGUCAUCCUUUUAUGUCAAUACAUGCAGCAAGUAAAGGAGCUAUUGUUGCAUUUACAAAAUCUCUUGCAUGA
This is a messenger RNA of Rotaria sordida, 333 nucleotides long. Lineage: Eukaryota; Metazoa; Rotifera; Eurotatoria; Philodinida; Philodinidae. The record is from the annotation of a GenBank genome assembly.